AUGACUAACCACGGCGAUUUCAAGAAAAUUGAAGCAGCAAGACCACCUUUUGGUGAUGCUCAGUACACAGUAACUAAAACAGUCGAUCCAAACUGGGUUCCUGGUAGUGGAGCAAAUUCUGACGAGUGGAAAUCUCAUAAAAAGAUUGAACUUGAUCCCUAUGAAGAAGGAAGACCAGCUGGAUAUAAUUAUAAAACUCUUAUCUCUACAAUCACUCCUAGACCCAUUGCCUUGGUUUCAUCUAUGAACAGCAAAGGUGAGUAUAACCUUGCACCAUUUUCGUACUUCUCUUUGGCUGCCCAUGAUCCUCCUACUUUCACCAUUAGUUGCUCCGAGAAGCCAGAUGGUUCAAAAGACACUCUAAGGGACAUAUUAGAAACAGGCGAAUUGACGAUCAAUAUCAUUUCCGAAUGGUUUAUAGAAGCUGCAAGCCACACUUCAAUCGAUGCUCCUUAUGGUGUCAGUGAAUGGGACUUGAGUGGGUUGACGAAAUCUCCAUCCUCCAAGGUAAAUCCACCAUUCGUUGCAGAGUCUGCUUUUUCAAUUGAAGCUAAAUUGGCCGGUAAACAUGUCGUCUAUAAGAAGAAUGAUCCAACCGCUGUAUCUAACACUAUUUUAAUUGUUGAGGGUAUUAAUUUCCAUAUCAGAGAAGAUGUGAUCAACGACGAGAGGAAUAUUGUAGAUACCUCCGUAUUGAAGCCAAUGUCAAGAUUGGGUGGAAUCUCUUAUGGAAGAACCAUUCAAUCCUUUGAGUGCCUUAGACCUCAUUACGAAGAAGAAGAUGCUGCAAAGGCAAGAGAGGUCAGUAAGCAGAAGCACCAAGACUCUAGUGUCUAG
This is a messenger RNA of Dujonia railenensis, 837 nucleotides long. Lineage: Eukaryota; Fungi; Ascomycota; Pichiomycetes; Serinales; Debaryomycetaceae. The record is from the annotation of a GenBank genome assembly.